Messenger RNA from Rhineura floridana, 1571 nucleotides. It is a transcript of the gene GCAT, whose product is annotated as glycine C-acetyltransferase. The record is from RefSeq and is a predicted model, not a curated record. The transcript is spliced from 9 exons. Lineage: Eukaryota; Metazoa; Chordata; Lepidosauria; Squamata; Rhineuridae. Bases 63 to 1325 code for a protein of 420 amino acids. Gene Ontology annotation, biological process: L-threonine catabolic process; biosynthetic process. Gene Ontology annotation, molecular function: pyridoxal phosphate binding; glycine C-acetyltransferase activity.
CCUUUCGCGUGGUUCCAGGCAGUCUCUUCUUUCUGCGCGUGGAGUUUGAUCUAGCUGGGGGGAUGUGGAGCAGUCGGCUUUUAAGAGCCCCCUUUCCGCUAGGGCAAUGCAGCCCCUUCCGAGCACGGUCUGCACUGGCCGAGCUGCAACAGCUAUUGGAGGAAGAGCUUGAGGGCAUUCGAGGCGCGGGGACCUGGAAGAGCGAGAGGGUGAUAACUUCGAAGCAAGGGCCGCAUAUUCAUGUAGAAGGCAGCCGCCGAGAUAUCCUGAAUUUCUGUGCCAACAAUUACCUAGGACUCUCCAGUCAUCCCAAAGUGAUCCGUUCUGGACUGGAUGCCCUGGAGAACUAUGGAGCUGGCCUCAGUUCUGUCCGUUUCAUUUGUGGAACACAAAGUAUACACAAGGACCUAGAGGAGAAGAUUGCUCAUUUCCAUCAGAGAGAAGAUGCCAUUCUCUAUGCCAGCUGCUUUGAUGCCAAUGCUGGAAUCUUUGAGGCGCUACUGACCCCUGAAGAUGCAAUAAUUUCAGAUGAACUGAAUCAUGCCUCUAUCAUUGAUGGGAUCCGGCUCUGUAAGGCUAAUAAAUAUCGCUACAAGCACAUGGACAUGCAGGACCUGGAAGCCAAGUUGCAGGAUGCGCAAAAAUAUCGUCUGCGGAUGGUGGCUACUGAUGGCGCUUUCUCCAUGGACGGGGACAUUGCCCCCUUAAAAGAAAUCUGUAGCCUGUCUGAGAAGUACAAAGCCAUUGUUUUUAUUGAUGAAUGUCAUGCCACUGGGUUUCUUGGGCCCAAUGGACGGGGCACUGAUGAACUGUUGGGAGUGAUGGAUCAAGUCACUGUAAUCAACUCAACACUUGGGAAGGCACUUGGGGGAGCAGCAGGUGGCUACACAACUGGCCCCAAAGCACUCAUUGACCUUCUGCGUCAACGUUCUCGCCCUUACCUCUUUUCCAAUAGUUUGCCUCCUGCUGUUGUGGGCUGUGCCUCCAAGGCUUUGGAUCUGCUCAUGGAGAGCAAUGCCAUUGCGCAGUCCAUGGCUGCAAAGACUAAACAAUUCCGAAGCAAGAUGGCGGCAGCUGGAUUCACCAUUUCAGGCAAUAACCACCCUAUUUGUCCUGUGAUGCUGGGUGAUGCUCGGUUAGCGUCGUUGAUGGCUGAUGACAUGCUGAAGAGAGGCAUCUACGUCAUUGGGUUCAGCUACCCUGUGGUGCCCAAGGGAAAAGCCCGUAUCCGCGUACAGAUCUCAGCUGUUCACAGCGAAGAGGAUAUUGAUCAGUGUGUGGAGGCCUUCAUUGAAGUAGGCCGUAAACAUGGAGCCUUGCCUUGAUCUGCUGGAGACUAUGAGCUGUCCCAAAGGAUGCCUUUCAGAAGCUGAAACUGGGAACAAACCAUGCUGUGUCUUAGAGUUGACAGCACCUUUGAAAGAGAGAUCAUCACUCAGAUCACUGUUGGUGCUGUGUUGUCUAGCUCCAGCCUAAUACAUACCACUGCAUUAUGUCUCUGCUAAAAAAAGGACUGCAAUGUCCUCAGUGCUUGGAAGAGGGUAGAGUAAUAAAGGUGACAUUGACCUUCA